Messenger RNA from Rosa rugosa (rugosa rose), 522 nucleotides. Its product is annotated as disease resistance protein RPV1-like. The transcript has a single exon. The record is from RefSeq and is a predicted model, not a curated record. Bases 1 to 522 code for a protein of 173 amino acids. Gene Ontology annotation, biological process: signal transduction. NCBI's taxonomy places the organism in Eukaryota, Viridiplantae, Streptophyta, Magnoliopsida, Rosales, Rosaceae.
AUGGCCGCCUAUACAAGAAUACAGGCAUCGUCGUUUUCCUUCUAUUCGUCAGCAACAAGGCGCAGGCACGACGUAUUCUUGAGCUUUCGAGGCGAAGACACCCGCCACAACAUAACUGAAAACCUCCACAAGGCCUUAGUCGACGCCGGCGUUCCCACGUUCAAAGACGACGUUAACCUUCAGAAGGGCAACGAGAUCGCGUCCGAUCUGCUCAAGGCCAUACAGACAUCGAGAAUCGCCAUCAUAGUGUUCUCCAACAACUACGCGAGCUCUAGCUGGUGUCUGGAUGAGUUGGUCAAGAUUGUAGAGUGCAACAGGGAAGCGGGUCAGGUCAUUUUGCCCAUUUUCUGCGAUGUGGAUCCCUGUGAUGUGCAGCAGCAGAUGGGCACUUUUUCAGAAGCACUUGCUGUGCAUGAAAGAAGUGGCAGGACCCAGGACAAGUUGGAGGCUUGGAAAGUGUCGUUGACCGAAGCGGCUAGUCAGCCUUAUGGCUUUGAUAUGCAGGAUGCUGCUACUUGGUAA